GAAGGUCAAAAUGAAAAUCUCUUUGAUUUACCAAAACUUGAUAACGAUAAUGGUAAAAUAAAAAAGAAAAUGAAAAAUGGAAAUAAAUCUAAGGAGAAGAAGAAAAAACAGAAGGAGAAGAAAAAAGUAAAUUUGAAGUUUACAGUAUUAUCUUGUUUUGCCAAGCAAUUUUUUAUGCUUUUUCAUUCACUGAUUCAGAAAAAAAGAGAUUCAAGUGAUAGCGAAGAGGAAUGGGUAGAAGUUACAGCUGAAAUGAGGCAAGCUGAGGCAGCUAGAGAAAAGAUGGAAGAAGCGUCAAUGAUUGGUCCCACAAUUCCGGAACAUCUUCUUCAAAAAGAAUUUGUUAUUGAUCACUCGAAAAAAAUCAAUUAUGGUAAAGAUAUGUUACGAGGAGAAGCAGCUGCGAUGGCGGCUUACGUUGCACAAGGUAAGAGAAUUCCGAGGCGCGGUGAAAUUGGCUUGUCUUCUGUAGAAAUAUCGGAAUUUGAGAAAAUAGGUUAUGUUAUGAGUGGAACAAGACAUAAAAGUAUGGAAGCUACACGUUUACGAAAGGAAAAUCAGGUUAUGACCGCGGAGGAAAAACGACUUUUAAGUGGAUUCACACAUGAGGAGAGGAAAAAGAAAGAAGAAAUUGUGCUUCAGCAAUUCCGAAGUUUUAUAGAGUCUAAGAAGGGCAAAAGCUAA
Dracunculus medinensis (Guinea worm) is the source of this 684-nucleotide messenger RNA. NCBI's taxonomy places the organism in Eukaryota, Metazoa, Nematoda, Chromadorea, Rhabditida, Dracunculidae. The record is from the annotation of a GenBank genome assembly.